Molecule: messenger RNA, 2524 nt
Organism: Armigeres subalbatus
Lineage: Eukaryota; Metazoa; Arthropoda; Insecta; Diptera; Culicidae
Product: intraflagellar transport protein 81 homolog
Exons: 3
Coding region: 100-2145 (681 amino acids)
Biological process (GO): cilium assembly; intraciliary transport
Cellular component (GO): centrosome; intraciliary transport particle B; cilium
Molecular function (GO): tubulin binding
Source: RefSeq, a predicted model, not a curated record
GUGUAAAAACCCAAACAAAUAAAAUUUUCUAACGUUUUAUUGAACAAUACACAAAUUCUAAGUGCUCGUAAUUAAGUUUGAUAAAAUCCCGUUCAAAAAAUGACCGAAGAUCUCAAACUGAUCGUAAUCGAGGUGAACAAGCUGCUCGAAACGGAUUACAAUCUAAUCACGUUCGAUUCACUGUCGCCCGAGUCGCUACUGCAAGUGCUGAUCGAUGUGUUUCGUGCGUUCGAAGCCAUAGACAAGCUGGAUGUGCGGGAGAAUGACCCGGAAGAGACUAACAUCCAGGUGAUGGAUGCGCUGCGGAAGAUCCAGUACCGCCCGCCGGGUGACGUGGACGAUCCGGGAGCGUUCCGGCGUGGUUUGGUGCGCGGCGAGAAGCGGCUGAUUCAUCCGAUCCUGCGAUGGACGUUCGAGAACCGCGAGAGAGUGAAGAAGUCAUCUUAUUUGGCAAAGUUUUUAAUCCCACUGGAUCUGCCACCAGAAGCCAUGUCUAUGCCGGAUUUAAGUAGCUUGUGGGCGCAAUAUCUACAAACCAUGGACGAUUUCAAAGAUGCUCACAGAGCGUAUGAGCAGUCUGUCCAUGAAGGGGCUCAAACGCGCGAGUUGCGCAGCGACAUCGGUGCCAUCGAAACCGAGAUCGAAAACGUUAAGAAACGCAUCGAACGCACUCAAACUCGGUUGGACAAGGUUCCCCAACAGGAGUUGCUUCUUGAAGCGGCUAAUAGUUUGCGCAUUGAGAAAGAACGCCAAAAGGAACUUCUUUCCCAGAUCGACGAGCAGAAACAGGGACUCAAUCGGGCCAGUAUGAUACAAGAUCGACUGCAGAAAGAUUUGCACAAUGCCAAAAUGUCCGUUCAAGGGGCCACUCCGCAAAACUUGAUGGAGAGCAUCAUCGAAGAAACGCAAGUGCUGGAGUUCAUGGUACAGCAAAAAUUACCCCAAGAGUUGCUCCAGCGUAGAUCCGAGGUGCAAAUCCUCCAGGACGUAAUCGACGAACCAAGUAUCAGCCGGACAGAUCUUGUCGAUAUGCAAGGCAAGAUCGAAGAACUGAAUCGGGAAAUUCAAAAACUCGUUGAGGUUCGCUUGGCAGAGUACAACACCCAGAACGACACGCUCGGACCGUUUCGCCAGCAAGCUGCCAUGGUUGCGCGUAACAAAGAAGCUGCCGCCGAACAGCUGGAUCAAAUGACGAAAGAACUGCGUGAGAUCGAUAAACAGCUCGUCGACAAGCAACGAAAGCUGCAUGACACUGUCGGAGAAGUCAUCCUGCGGGGAGAAGAGCUCAAACAAUUCGUGAACACACUCCGCGCCAAGAGCAACGUCUACAAACAGCAACGGGCCGAGCUGGCCUCGGUAAAGGCCGAAGUCACCGAUCUCACUCAAACGUUGGAAAAUCUGAAAACUCAAGACCCAUCGCUCUCGAGCACCCUGUCCCAGGUGACUGACGAAGAUUCCUCCAUGGCCGGCGGUAGCCUGGCUAGCGGUGGGGGUGAAUUCGACAGCCGUCCGGGCUCGCCCGGCAUUGCGUCCCGUGGUAUGACCGAACUGACCCGGCUGGUCGAUGGCCUGCAGCGGGCCGUCACAGCCGCGCGGGAACGUGUCACACCACUGUCGCAGCAACUGCGACCGCUGAGGGAGCGGGUGAUUGAGUUGAAGGACGAGAUGGAUUCAAAGAAGCAGUCCUUCGAUGCACUGGUGGCCACGCUGAAUGCCGAGUCGGCCGUAAUGCAGAGCAAGAUUACCGAAGCGGACAAAGCGAUCAAAUCGCUCGAAUCGCAAUGGCAGGAGCUGCAGCUGGAGUUCGAACGGUCGGAGCUGCUGCUGGAGAAGGCCAACGAGGAGAUCGCCAACCUGGCAGCGAUCAACGAUGGUCCGAUGGGCGGAAAAACGGGACGGGUUUCGCUGAAGGAAGCGCUGACGCAGCAGAUUUUCGAACAGGAAACCGUCGGAAAGCGUCUGGUGGAGGAGAAGUCAACGCUGCAGGGCAGCAAACUGGAGCGACAGCGCCAGCAGGAAAUGUGGGGCGAUCUGAAGCGGUUGUUCGAAGUGAAGAUAAAGUGUUUCCAUGAUAACAAACAGCGUGGCCCGGGUGGGACGCUUAGCGUUAGUCGCGGCGGUGCGGAAACAUUCGUUUUGCAAUGAGUGAGACACGUUGCGUGAACUAUCGAAAGUAAGACAAAAUUGACCAUUUCUAUAUCGUACCGUUCGACGAUCUUUCAAAGUUACAUUGUUUAUAAGAAAUACUAUCAAAAUUUAGCUAAAGCAUGUUUGUUAAUUUAUGCUUGUCUAAAAAAAAAUAAUUCACAUCAAUUAGAUUCUCAUCGCAUUCUCUGCUAAUCACUGGAAAAGUUGGCGUAAUAAUAAUAAUGUCGACUUCUAUUUUUAAAUGGCUCGAAGGUUUUUCAUAUUAUAGGGAGAAAACUAUUUUUCCCAAAAUUGACCUUAUGACGUAAUGUCCUUGAAUGAUUGUGACGUAAAUUAGAGUGACGUAUUACCUACAUUUUGACAAUAAAUUAAUCAG